UCAAUUUAUCGAGAAUACUUUUCAAGUCUAUUUGCACACAUGAUCAUCAACAAUAUGUUCCCACUUUCAUUAUUCCAAUCGGAAUUUGAUAAAUUGUUGGAAUUACCAAAAAACCUUUUCAUUGAUUUACCUGUAUUCUGGACUUACCUUGCUGAAAUACUAAAACCAUUAGUAAUUCGUCGUGCUCAUCCAUUGAAUGAAUUAGUACGUACAACAUCAGUACUAAAAAAUAUUGGCUUAGUUGGUAAACUUGUUGGUGAACUGCUGAAGUUAUUAGCAGAAGCUAAAGGUCCAGCAUUACUAGUUUUCGAAUGGAAUGCAAGUGGUAUUAAAUGGACUGAUUUAAUUGAUACAUCACUUGAAAAUCCAGAUGAUAUUGUUGAACAAUAUAAUUUACAAUUUUUAACAAAUGAUGCAAAAGAAAAUAUCGAAUUGGCAUAUGAACAAAGAGGGCCAUGA
This is a messenger RNA of Aphidius gifuensis, 459 nucleotides long. RefSeq names its product eukaryotic translation initiation factor 4 gamma 1-like. NCBI's taxonomy places the organism in Eukaryota, Metazoa, Arthropoda, Insecta, Hymenoptera, Braconidae. The transcript has 2 exons. The record is from RefSeq and is a predicted model, not a curated record. Bases 40 to 459 code for a protein of 139 amino acids.